CUCUCUGACCCACCUCUAUCGACACUUGUGUAUGUGUGUGUGCGUGCGACCAGGAAUAUCUGCGUUUUUUUCUCCCUCCCAGCCCCGCUCCCUCACCUAGUGACGCCACACUCCCGUUAUUUCAGGGCGCUGUGGGCGAUAUCUGUCUGUACCUGACCUGGUAGCUCACCUGAGCGGACUCACCUGUCCCGACGCCGAAAAGACUUUUGUUUAGAGCUCGAAAACAAAUCUGGUAGAGAGGAAAGGUGUGCUGCAGGAGGUGAAAAAGCGGGACGAGGCUUGCGAAACGAGAAGAAAGGUGCGAAGAGGAGGAAGAAGGAGAAGAGGGGACCGACCUUCCAGUUUUUCCUCUCGGUUUCCUGCUUUUUUUUGGGUCACUUUUAACGUGACUUUACGUCGCCACAGCGGCUUUCCCUGCACAUCGCUUUCUCUCAAAGGGACUUUGUGUUGACUGAGCAUGCCGAGGGCCUUUCUGGUUAAAAAGGCGAACGUUUCGCCGGGAAAGCGGAACUGGAGUGAACUCCCUGAUCAUGAACGAGGGGACGUCUACAUCCCAGUCUCCGUCUUUCCUCCGUCCGUCCUGACGAUGGAGGUGGAGGCCAGCCCCGCUGAGACAACUCAGAUGACCACGCCCCUCUGCCUCACCAAACACUCUACCAUUGACACACAAACUCACCCAGAACUGCCCUCCAGCACGGUGCUCGGCAGACCCCAGAGCCCGGCGGGUUUACCAGAGGGGAGAUCAGAGAUCAAGAGGAGGCCGCAGGCCAGCUCCACGUACUUCCGAGCCAAAAUAAAGGUAACUACAGGCGAGUACAUUAAAGUGUAA
Molecule: messenger RNA, 829 nt
Organism: Pundamilia nyererei
Lineage: Eukaryota; Metazoa; Chordata; Actinopteri; Cichliformes; Cichlidae
Product: putative transcription factor Ovo-like 1
Exons: 4
Coding region: 458-829 (123 amino acids)
Source: RefSeq, a predicted model, not a curated record